Molecule: messenger RNA, 941 nt
Organism: Erythranthe guttata (spotted monkey flower)
Lineage: Eukaryota; Viridiplantae; Streptophyta; Magnoliopsida; Lamiales; Phrymaceae
Product: Heavy metal transport/detoxification superfamily protein
Molecular function (GO): metal ion binding
Source: RefSeq, a predicted model, not a curated record
UUAUUUAAUAAACUAUAAGGUAUAUACAUACAUAAGACACAAUAUUGAGAGCAGAAAGCGGGGGGUAGAAUAUAAAUUUUGGCAUGAUGAGGAAGCUGAGGUGUGGCAGAGUACUUGACAGUCUAUGCCUGUUUCCUUACAGCAGUUGUUUUGUGUGUACGAGGAAUACUAAUACAAACUAUGAUGAUGAAAAGCCUCUUCUUAAUACUGCAAGCAGUACUCCUCCAGUUAUUAAAGAUGAUGUUAAGAAGAAGCUCAAGGAUGUUUUAGUUGGCCCCCCUACUCUUGCCUUCCAUUUAAAGCCUAAGAUUGUUGUGCUCAGAGUUUCCAUGCACUGUAAUGGCUGCGCAAGAAAAAUCGAGAAGCACAUCUCAAAGUUGGAAGGAGUGAUUUCGUACAAAGUAGACUUGGAAACGAAAAUGGUGGUUGUAACAGGUGACAUUGCUCCUUUCCAAGUAUUGGAGAGUGUUUCUAAAAUAAAAAAUGCUCAGCUUUGGGACGAUCAAUCUUGAUUACAGAAACGACGACGACGACUCCCUAUCACGCACACCUUCGAUUUUUUAUAUAUAUAUUUUUUUUCCUUACUAGAAAUUAAAUUACGUUUUCCCAAAUUAUAUACUAUAUAUGCGUGUCUGUCAGUAUGUGUGCGCGCUUUCAAAUAAACAAUUGUAUCAGGUUCUUCUAUCUAUCUAUCUAUAAUGUGUUUAAUUACUUAUUAGGGUUUUUUUCUGGAUAAAAGUGGGAUCCAUAAAGAGAAGUCUCGGUAAAUGCACCUCCGCGAAACCAACUUAUCAUCCCAGAAUUAGUUGAACUGUACUCAUACGGGCUUUUCUUUUAUAUAUAUAUAGAUAGAUAUAUAUUUGGAUAUGUUGUGAAUUGUUUUGUGCUUUCUAAAUGUGUAUCUCUUUCUUCUUUUAAAUAAAUAAUCUAGUUAGAUUGUU